Sinocyclocheilus rhinocerous is the source of this 663-nucleotide messenger RNA. Its product is annotated as vesicle transport protein SFT2C-like. Gene Ontology annotation, cellular component: membrane. The coding region runs from base 1 to 663 and encodes 220 amino acids. The transcript has 3 exons. Gene Ontology annotation, biological process: vesicle-mediated transport. The record is from RefSeq and is a predicted model, not a curated record. NCBI's taxonomy places the organism in Eukaryota, Metazoa, Chordata, Actinopteri, Cypriniformes, Cyprinidae.
AUGGCUGAAUUAAAUCGACAGCUCCAGGAAUAUUUGGCUCAGUCUAAAAUCGGAGCGAAGACGAUAUCACAGUCCAGUUCUAGCACAGCAAUAGACAUCGAUGAACCGACUUCGGUGCCAGGGAGCUGGUUCGGCAGGUGGUCGAGUCCGCUCUCUGGAUCCAGCAGCCGUGGAGCGUCAUCAGGCCAAGGAUCGAGCAGCAGCUUCUCGUGGCCGUGGUCAUCAGAACCUGACCCGUGUUUGCCGGGCAUGAGUCAAUCCCAGCGACUGAUCGCGUUCGGAACAUGUAUUUUCUUCUCUGCUCUGUGCUUUGGACUGUCGGCACUUUACGCUCCUUUACUUCUGCUGAAGGCGCGCAAGUUCGCUCUGCUGUGGUCGCUUGGCUCAGUGUUCGCGCUCCUCAGGGCGGCGAUCCUUAAACUCAUUGCGACUCCAACACCGGGAGCGGCAGUGUACCUGUGCUCUCUGGUGGGUACUUUGUAUGCGGCGCUGAGCCUUCACAGCACGCUGCUCACAGCUCUCGGAGCCUGUCUUCAGAUCAGUGCCAUUGUGGGUUACAUCGUGGCUUUGUUGCCGGGUGGGAGUGCCGGUGUUGUGUUUGUGGGUGGCACGGCAGCGUCCGCUAUUAAAAGAACUGUGACCGGUAAGGCCAUGCCUGUAUGA